ACCCACGGCGAUGGCGCUGCUCCAUUGAACCAUGGCAAUCCCGAGCGCCGCCUCCGCCAGCUUCUUCUCCAAGCCUAGAGCUCUCCAUCCUUCUCCUCCCAAACUCCUCGCUCGCCGCGUCGCCGCCAUUUACCCGGACGUGGCACGAUCCGCUUCCAUUUCGGCCUCUUCGAACGGCCGUACUCUCAAUCCUAACCACCGUACGUUUUUGCUGCUUUCCUUUGCCGGCGGCGGCGGAGAUGGGGGCACCAACGGGGGGGAAUUCCCAGGCGGCGGCGGCGGUGACAGGCACGGAGACGGCGAGAGCGGCGGCCAUAGCAGCAACAAUCGGAAGGAGGCGUUGAUGGCGCUGGCGGAGUCCGGGAGAUCGCUGGAGAGCCUGCCCGGCGACUUGAAGGCGGCGAUUGAGAACGGGAGGAUUCCGAGAUCGAUCGUUUUAAGGUAUUUGGAGCUCGAAAAAUCAGCUUGGCUGGGGUGGCUUCUCCGGUUCGGAGGCUUUAAGGAACGGCUCUUAGCCGACGAUCUCUUCCUCGCUAAGGUCGCCAUGGAAUGCUGCGUCGGGAUCUUUACCAAGACUGCUGCUGAAUAUGAACGCCGCAGGGAAAAUUUCUUCAAUGAGCUGGAAAUUGUCUUUGCAGAUGUGGUUGCUCUGCCCGGAACAUCAUUUUCAUUGUUGCAGAGAUUUGGUGCUAUAGCACGAAAUGGGGCAAAACUCUUUGCAGUUGGCACUACUUCUUCUAUGGUUGGUACCCUUGUGACGAAUGCACUGAUAAAUGCACGAAAAACUGUUGAUAAGGCCUCGGCGGGGGAGGUGGAGAAUGUGCCCGUGUUAUCAACCAGUUUUGCAUAUGGUGUCUAUAUGGCAGUCUCUAGCAACCUUCGGUACCAAGUGUUGGCAGGUGUUAUUGAACAGAGGAUGCUGGAGCCUUUGCUGCACCAGCACAAGCUGGCUUUAAGUGCACUUUGCUUCGCCGUUAGGACUGGCAACACAUUCUUGGGCUCAUUAUUGUGGGUCGAUUACGCACGUUGGAUAGGGAUUCAAAAGGCAGAUGAAACUGAAAGAUAAAAGGGCUUUUAUAUGGGAUUAAUAAAGGUUAGGUUUCAUUAAUGGAUGCAUCCCCCUCAAAAUUAGCUGACUUUUCAUUUAAACAGAUUUGAUUGGAAUUAGGUAGUUGAUGUACUGUGGCAUUUUUAGGAAUCAUUUAUUAUAAGCCAAAAAAACCCUAAACCCUAA
Molecule: messenger RNA, 1234 nt
Organism: Cuscuta campestris
Lineage: Eukaryota; Viridiplantae; Streptophyta; Magnoliopsida; Solanales; Convolvulaceae
Source: the annotation of a GenBank genome assembly